GCCGCCCUGACAGGAUUCGUCAUAUAGCUGACACCAAUAACCCGACAAAAACAUCGAUAUGGGGUUGAAAAUCUUGGUCAACAGAGGUUUUGAUUUUAUUAUUAACGAACUAGUCAUCGACAUUGCAACAUACGUUCUACGUGGAAGUGUUUUAUAAUAAUUCAUAAUAAUUAUGUAAGUAAUAUCAGUGACAGCACUCAGGAAUUGUUCUCGACUAAUGUGGAUUUUAACUGGACAGGAUAGAUACCUAUUCUUCAGGAAAUUGAAGACAUAGACGUGGACCAAUAUAUACAGGAAUGACGACAUAUCAAUAUCAUAGAGUAUGGCGGGUGAUAUUAUGUAUUGUUACCUGUUAGUAGUAGCUGCCUUCCCUUGGAGGAAGUCGGAAAUAUGGUGUCACAAGCACCCUUAGUUUAACCGCUAUACAUUUACACGUAUGUAUACCAUGUUAAAUUGUAAGUGGGCGUGUCUCCAUUACGGUUGUCUUUUCAUGGUGAUAUGAACCAUUCAUAUAGAAAUAUGAACCCAUUCGGGAGUUCUGUAAACGGGAUGACGUUCACAGGCCAUAAACUCUACGUAUGUGUUAGAACAUCAAAAUAGUUGUUAUUGAAGCUGCUGACCAUUCAGAAUGGACAAAAACGAUCUAUUUCGUGCGGCGCAAACAAAUGACGUCAAGUUGUUCGAAAGGUGUAUCGCCGAAGGCAUGGACCCCCGUACUACCGGCGACCGAGGGGAAACAAUAAUACACUACAUCUCCAUGAAGAACAGCUAUGGACUUCUGUGUCACAUUGCAGCAGGUUACAACGACGUCGUGAAAGCUCUAGUCAACACAGCGGACAAUGAUAGAGAUUCGCCGAUGCAUUGGUGCAGCUUCAGCUCAACACCAGCAUUGAGGAUUUAUGAGAAGCUUCUAACUCUGAGUGCUGAUCCCCUCCAAAAGGACCAAUGGGAACAGUCCUGUAUAGAGCUGGCGGCCGUUAGGGGGCGCACCGAUCUUGUGACAUUUAUGAAGUGGCGGGAAGCACACCCACAAGGCCUACCCAAGGACAUACAGGGGCUAGACAACAUCUCCAUACUACAAUACAUCAACACGUUUGGGAGCAUGAACAGCAGCCACGCCCUCCUCUACGAGAUGGCUAUGAAGGGUAAGAAGGAGAAGUCAUCUCACAUCCGUAUCAUCUUCCUAGGCUACCAGGGAGUGGGGAAGACCACUCUGUACUAUCGACUUACAGGCCAGAAACGACAGGUGUUGUCCACAGACAAUCUGGAGAUCUUCCAGAACCGGCUGAUCAUAGACCGUGUAACGAUGAAGAGGAAACUGUUGGAGGAAGGCCUGGAGCUGGAAACGAGUCUGGAGAGGAUCAGGGAUGUAGUCAUUGGAUCCAUGACAACAGAUGACGUCACAGUAGAUGUUAUUGACGGAAAACCCGAUAUCAGACGUCCAGUAUCAGCCCGUAUUGACAAUAGACUCAAGCCACCUACAGCCAUCAAACGGACUCGUUCUGAACCGGACGCUCUUGCUGACCUGCAGGCCGAGGCAGCUGUUCUGAUGUCCCAACGUCCGGUGGAGAGAUUUGGGUCUUGCGGCCAGAAGACGUUCGUCAGCGUGUUUGACUUCGGCGGAGAGUCAAUGUUCAGUAAUCUCCAACACAUCUUUCUCAACUCUAACGCAGUCAUACUUCUGGUGUUUAGUCUGCACAACUGCUUCAAGGAGGAGGCCAUAUUCGAGAGGGUGUGUUUCUGGUUAAAGUUCAUCGCGAGCUACUCCUGCCAAAUGACAGAGGUGUAUUGUCCUCCCAUUAUUCUGGUCGGAACUCACCUUGACCAGAUAGAAACGGAACAGAAAAGGAAUUUAGUGGUGAGCCAAGUAAACAGGGCUUUGUUUAACAAUCCGGAGACCGCCAAGAUCUUCCAGAAACAUGUGUUCAAGUUCCUCACUGUUGACAGCACGACGGAACUGGAAAACUGUGACAGCCUCGAAGUUCUCUGGGCCUACAUCAUCGAGGCUGCCCAGUACCAGUCACACUGGGGCCAGCUACUACCGGGAAACUGGAUAGCGUUAGAACGCGAAAUAAUGAGGUUAAAAGUUCACAAGAAAGUGAUGACCUUUGAAGGGAUAAGGGUCAUUGGGGAGAACCUCACUGUCCCACUUGAUGCCGAAGAGGUUAAAGCUAUGUUGGAGUAUCUGCACAUGAUGCGUUGCAUCCUCUGCUUUAACAUGGAUCUUCCCAAAGCUAACAUGAUUCUGGACCCACAGUGGAUGGUCCAGGCCUUCCGCAAGAUUGUCACUGUGGACAAAUUCUUCGACAAAAUCCACGGCAAGAACCACCCUCUGCUGAAGGCUUACCGACAGACAGGCAAGCUUACUAUGGAGUUCAUCGAAUAUGUGUGGAAAGGUGACCUCGACUUUUUGGAGUUCAAGAACACUCUGCUGUACUAUCUCGAACGUCUGGAAUUGCUGGUGAAACCUCUGCCAGAAAAAGGAGAGUCUGUCGUCAAUUACUACAUCGUUCCCUGCAUGUUGCAGCCAGCUGAUUCAGAACUGAUUCGAACUCUGAUAGAAGCUCCCAAAACCGUGAAAACAGCCACCUUGGUAUUUGACUUUCAAGGACAAUUUUUACCCCCUGCUGUGUUUAAUAAGAUUCUAGCUUCAUGCAUUCACAGGUUCAAAGUGAUGCAAGCAUCAGACGGUUCGCUAUAUCUACAGCAAGGACUGGCGUGUUUCGUGCUUAACCCACGGUGGAAUAUGGUGCUUCACUGCAGGGACGCUUUAAUGAAAGUGACUCUUUUUUCACAGUCACGUGAUAACCCAGAGUUUGAAGUCGAGGCUGUACCAGGAGAGGGCUUUUCGAUUCGACAAAUCCUAGAGGAGAUUGUGAAGGCGACACUCGAGAGAAAUAAUCAGGACCACAUAUCAUACACUUACUACCUUCACAAUCACUUCCAGAUCUCCCCUGGUGAAAAGUUAUUUGACAUCACGGAUGUCAUGAACACGCCAGUACCUUCCGAUGGCCUGGGUUUUGAUGAGGUCGAUGCGUGCUUGUCUCCCCUGAACAGACUGGACUACGAAGUAUGGUUCUUGACUCCAGUACAGACCCCCAGAAAGGAAAAACGAAAUGUACAAGAAGACCGAAAGCUGGCCCGGUGUGUUAGCCCACGAGAGAUGAGUCGCAUCGCGAAAUACGUAGGGACCUGCUACAGCCUCUUCUUCACAAUUCUCGGUCUGGAGGACAACGCCAUUGACCACAUCCGGUUACAGUACGGUCACUUCCACUUCCGGUCUCAAGUGACGAAGAUGCUCAUCGUUUGGAGGAACAAGAUGAAGACCAGGGCGACACUGCUCGAGGUCGUCAAGGCCAUGGAGUUCAACGAGCUAUGUGUGGACGACAUGCUGAAUGAAAUCCUGUCAGACUCGUUCCUCAUCCAGACGGCCACCAACAUGACGUCACCGGACGAUGUAGACAUUUCGUUGAAAGUUCAAAGGUCAUGUCCAUCCGACCAAGACAAGUGGACAUUCGCUGAGUGUAUAGGAAACAUGUACUUUAACGCCAUGAUCGAACUUGGCCUGAAGAACCAGUGUAUAGAGCGGGCGGAGAUGGACCACCGGAACCGGGUUCUGUAUAUUAUACACGCCCUAUUGACGGACUGGGUCAACAGUCAAGGUUCAGAGGCCACCAUCCUCAAACUAUACCUCGCACUAGAGGAAUGUCAGGGAGAUUGCCUUGAUUUUGCAGACGGAAUAAAUCAAAACAGGAGUGAGCAGAACAUUGUCGUGGAGCUCGACACUUCAGAUGGAUUCUUCUUGACAUCAUGACGUCAUACAAAGCAGAGACAAACUACGUCAUGACGACAGCAUGACGUAAACAUCGGCAUAGACAAACGUCAACAUUCAGGCUAAUGAUAUAGCGUGAUGUGUAUAUCUACUUUGGCAGUUUUCGUGGUUGGAGUGAAACCACGAAAACGCGCUAUUAAGAGAAUACUGUAAACGUAGAUAUUUAAGCGGUAGUCUUAUUUUAGCGCUAAAUGUCACGCUAAAUUAUUACUGCGGGAAUUGAAGAUCCUGUAUAUUGUUUCCUAUUGCAUAUUUUUGGGGGCGCCAGUUCAUCAAUGCGAUAAUCUGUUCAAAUUCGAUAAAGCACUUAAAUUUGAGUGCGUACGUUUAUGGUAUAUGACCUAUUAAGUUAAUUCUAUUCACAAUGGGUAAUGCUAUCAUGCCACAAAGUGCCAAAAGCUAACGAUAUAUUUGAGGAUGAUCAGAUAACUAAUCAUGAAACAUGGAGAUGAUAACAUAUAAGCAAUUACUUAAGCCAUAGUUAUAUCACGCAUAGGUCUUUAAGUAAAACACUCAUCAUAGAUCUAGAGCUGCAACAUUUUAAGUUUCAGUGUUAGAGAGAGCUAUAGUGAGAUAGCCAUACAAAUUAUGUCAUCGUCCGUGCCCAGCUUUAUCUUGUUCACUAGGUGUUGUUAUUGUGACCAAACUAUCCAACAUAUUUUCACAGUCUUUACUUUAUUUCCAACUCCUCUCUGAAAAACGUAUAAAAGAGAUAAAAGGAGCAUAAAGCUAAUUGCAAACAAGUAAUUGUAAGCGCACAACUUAAUCAUUUAAUAAUAAUUUGUAAAAUUAACCCACAUCAAAAGCAGUCAAAUAAGCGCACAACUUCAUCAUGCUGAACAAUAAUGCAAAGUGUUGUGACAUUUUUAGCAGUAAUAUUUUUAAAGUUUUGGUAAGUUAUGUACAAUAUGAAGUUUUCUGGAACAGCAUGUCUGUAUGGGAAGAAGUGGUGGUUUCCUUGAACAACUAGUCAAGAAAAGAAAAUAAUAGUAAAUGUUGGUUAGAAACUGCAAAAGUGGAUAUUUUCGAGAUAUGGAAAUACUUUUUUCGCGUUGAAUUAAUUAGAGCAAAUAUUUCCACUGGUGAAUAUGUAUUUAUAGAUUAAAGUUAUAUAUUGAUGUCAAAACCAUUGCCAGCUCGAAAAUUCCAACACAGAGCUCAGUCUUAAGAGUCACAACGUAAACAUUACCACCAGCGAGAAUUCGCACUUUUACAGUAUUUUGUGUUCACGCUAACAACUUACAAGUAGUAUGCUUAUGGGAGAGACGGUAGACAAAGUGUCUUUGUAUACACUUGUUUACCCACGACAGAGAACAUUGAUCUCUUUAGAUUUCUCGAUAUAUGAAAACACAUUACAUAUGUAUUUUUUAUAUCUGAAAUCGAUUUUACAAUACCUGUCUUAGCGAUAGUGUACACAUGUAUACAAUUAAUCAAUGAAAGGGCCUCAGACGAUCAUUUUAAAAUAAUCAAACACAUUUGUAGCUAAUUAGAGCCGACUCUUUCCAUACCAAUAGAACUGUUCUCAUGUUCAAUGAUGCUGUGCGCGAACCUCAUUCCUUCUGCCGGUGAGAAGUUCAUCAAAUGUCACAUGUUUUAAUCAUUUGCAUACACUUUAGAAUUUGAAGCCGAAAACAACUUUCAUUUUCUGUGUUUUACGUUUUGACUUUAUCACAUGAUUUCGUUAGUUCUAUCUUUAGUUCAUUGCCAUCACAUUGGAAAACGAUGACUUCCUGAUGUUUGAAAUGAACACAACAAGGAUGCUUCAGUAAGAUUCAGUUGUCGGUUAAUGUUAAAUCAAUAAGUUUAAGGGAAAUAACUCCAAAUUAUUUUUUAUGUAUAACAUGUUAGGUAUCAGGUAGCACGCCACCGGUCUUAGUUUGUAAUCUGACAGGGUACACACCGGUAUAAUCAAAAAACUGAUCACACGAAGCACUGCUACUGAUGCUGGGUCCGUUUAACAUGUCUAUGAAUGAAAUGCACGUUAUGAAGGUAAACAAUUCUUUAUUGUUUUUUAUGCAAUGUAUUAUUUUUUAUGAAUAAAUUUUCAUAAAU
This is a messenger RNA of Mizuhopecten yessoensis (Yesso scallop), 5884 nucleotides long. RefSeq lists its product as uncharacterized. Gene Ontology annotation, biological process: signal transduction. NCBI's taxonomy places the organism in Eukaryota, Metazoa, Mollusca, Bivalvia, Pectinida, Pectinidae. Gene Ontology annotation, molecular function: protein binding. The transcript has 14 exons. The record is from RefSeq and is a predicted model, not a curated record. The coding region runs from base 629 to 3814 and encodes 1061 amino acids.